AUAUAUAUAUAUAUAUAUAUAAGCAGAAGUCAGGCUUUCACCAUUUUCCAGAGUUUUUGCGCAUACAUUUUCAUUGCUUGUGAAUUCUCGUUUACAUCCUCUGUUACUAGUAACAACUUACGAUGGAAGCUUACAUCGUAUAUUUAAGCGUAAGUUGUAGAAUCCAUGAUUUUCUGGUAUUUUGGAUGUAAAUACAUGUUAAGCGUCUUAUCAUUUACCGAUGUUGGUUCAUGUACUCGUCAUUGCCGACCUUAUUAUAAAUGCUAUAAUAAGUCCUAAAAUUGAUAUUAUAUUUAUCCAUCAAUCAUGUGGUCUAGAUCAUAUCAAUUGUAAUCCUAAGUAGUUUUAUUUCAGAAGCUAGUCCCAAACUUUACGAUCUUGUGAGGCCUCCACGAUCUACACUGUCCUGGAAAAAAACACGUUAUUUCUCUGUGUUUUCAUUAGAAUUCUUUGAGUUCUUGUAGGUUUUUCCACUGUUAAUUUCUUUAAUUGCUUAGAAAGGUGAGGGAUGGUUACUGACUGCGUACUCAUAAAGAGCAUUUGAUGAAACCAUAAUUUAUGAACGCACUUUAAGCGACGCCAAAGUGACUUUGAGAGUAUCUACCUACUUACUAAGGCUAAGUGAAGGUUGUAAAGCAGUUUGAAGAAUAAGAAUUAUGAUUCACAGUUGAUGGUUAGGGUUAGGAAUUAGACUUACGGUUUUUCAUCACGAACUGACAUCAGCUAAAAUUCCCAGACGCUAUUUGGUCAAAUGGGUGAGUAAAUUUCACUCCAAAAUCCAAUACCUGUUAUCUUAAAUCUUAUUGGUUCGUCCAUGAAUUAUAAUCUUGACAAGUAUUUUUUGCAGCUACUAUGUUCUGAAUUAAAGGUGCAGAACUAAUUUGAACUCACCCAUUUAGUGUAAACUAAGGACUAAAACUGUGGUCGAUGAAAUGCCAACAAUAAUAUGAAAACCGUAAUGGAUAUUUGCCAUCUUGCCGUACCUACCGUCAUUCAACUAAAUAUGUGAUAAUCGGAUGUGUGUUUUGGUACUUGCUUUUGUUCUACCAUUAGGCUGGGAAUAACGACAAGCAUGGAAGUAUUUUAAUAUGGUAAAGUAAAUGAAUGUUUGCGUGUCAUUAGAUGUAAGAAUCCUAAAAGAUUUUAAAACGCAGAGGCAUGUUAGAGAAUUAAUAUCGUUGUCAAAGUUACCUAAUAACAAUUAACUUUUUACCACUUUAUAAUAUCUCCAUGCUUGUUGUCGUUAUUUUACUAGCCUUCACUAAUACAGAAUAAUGUACGUUAGUUACUAAUAAUUUUUACUGUCCUCCGUAGGUUGCAAGCUGCUGACGAGAAUCAACGGAGUAAAUGAACUCACCUUUGCUACUCUUGUUGUUCUUGCUUGGUUCAAAUUUACCAAUGCGAAGAAUUGUAUGAAGAAAUUAACAAAUUGAAAGUCGGGAAAAUGUAAUAGUAAUGGUUUUUUGUUACUUUCUUUCUCUUCUUGUAAUUAUAGAAAAAUUAAAAACGAAAACGUAUCUUUUAUUGACAUUCUUUUGGACGAAAACGUAAGGCGUAUCUUUCCCUACUGUUACUUAAAAUCUCAUUAUUUGGUUAGUUACAUAUGUCAUCAAAGAAACCACCCAAAGCAUUGUACGUUCCACCAGCUUUAAGAGCAAACAAAAAUGCGGGCGAAGUCAAAAAAGAGUUAUCCUUUUUAGAGUCUCCAAUAUCAUAUGCUUCUGUGAAUGAACAAACUGAUGUAGAACAACAAUUAAAAUCACUUACACUUUCUGACAACUGUAUUGAUGAUGACGAAUGUGUAUUCAAAAAAAAACUUUUUAAUCAAAAGCUGUCACAUAAUGAUAGCAACAGUGAACCAGUCAUAAGGUUGAAAGAUUUCCAACAUAUUUUAGAGUUAUAUAACUUUUCAAAAGACUUUCAAAAUUUUCACUUGGAAGCGGAACUCACAGGAUUUGAGGAUAGUGGAUUUUACCUUAAAUGGGUCGAUGAUACUCAUUGUUUAGCUGUAUUUUCUUCAAAUGAUGAAGCAAAUCGUGCAUUGGCUCAAAUAUCAGGACUUUUCAUGAAGGCUCGUAAAAUUAAUGACGCUUCUUUGGCUAGCAAGUUGAAGAUUGCUCGUUCACCUGGUGACUGGACUAUGCCCUAUAAAAAACGACCAGUUACGACUAGCUCAACAGCUCGAAGAUUAAUUUCCAAUCAUUUGGGUAUUGUUCCUACUAAAAUCAAAUCUCCUGAGGAAACUAUGAAAGAGGAACAAGAUAAAGCUCUUUUACGAGAAGCACGUGCUCGUGCGGAAGCUAUUCGUCAGGCACAGAAAUCUCUAUGGGAAGAUGAAUAAUGUGACAAUUACAAUUAUGUUUUAGAAUUAUUCCUGUAAAAAAGAGUGACUUUUUUGCCUUUGGAAUCCUUUUUAUUUAUAGUGAGAAAAAAUAUCUUUGCAUUUGACCAAAGAUUCAUAUCAUAAUCAUUAGUUAGUAUCAUAAGUAAUAUCUAAAUUAUAUUUUUUCCAACACUGACUUGUUAAUUUUUCAUCUUUCUACUCUGUCUAUCUGUUUACAUGCGAACACUAUGUCUUUUCGCUUGUGUAUUGUAAAUUAAAUAUAUCAAUAAUAAAUCAUGGAACUUUCUUCAUCAUGUGUAUCUAUUUGACAUGCUUCUUGUUACUUUUGCAAAUCAUCUAAUUGUAUUUUUAAUAUGUUUCUUUCUUGUUCUAUAUAUGCGUUUAUUGUAAUUUGUUAUUUUCUGGUGUUAACUAUGCUUUUUUAUUUCACUAGGCUUCGGAUUGUAUUUUUUCGGUUUAUAUUGAUCUUAGAAACAUAAAAAAUACGACAGGGCGUUGUCAUUUUUGCUUUGAAUAUUUCUGCUGGUUGGAAGAGAGCUAGGGAUAAGCAGUCAGUCAUGCCAUCUACAAUGUAGGGAACAAUUUACUACAGGUUUAAUUCUGAGCUGUUCUCUAGACCGUCGAAUACAGAGUCUUGGUUCGGCCAAAGUCAGAACAAGCAAACUAUUUGGCUAGAUAAACUCUAUCUGUUUCGAACAGUAGCCAGAGAAUAGGA
This is a messenger RNA of Schistosoma bovis, 3059 nucleotides long. Lineage: Eukaryota; Metazoa; Platyhelminthes; Trematoda; Strigeidida; Schistosomatidae. The record is from the annotation of a GenBank genome assembly.